AUGAAACCGCUAUCAUCAAAAAGCAUCCUUUUAACCAAGUCACUCGGUGAUUUACGUGGCUUGCUUCACGGAGAGAACUCACGCGUCGUGCUCCAUCGAAAUGCGAUUGCAACACUCCUCCAUGCUUUACAAGGAGAGGACACGGCAUUCAAUCUUCGCUCUCGGAUUACCGAUCAAAAUAUCGAUUCAGAUUUAGCAGAACCACUAGCUCAGCUUGUCAUCCAAAAAGCUGCCGACGUCGAUAUCUGGAAAGCUGUCUUCAGCCUCAUAUACACUGUAUCGCAAGCCACUCCACCUUCUCGCCCUGUAUCAUCAAUCCAACAAACACCCUGGCUGCGCAACACUAGCAGUUUUGCCAACUCGACAGAACGCCGAGACUACAUUGACAUCGUGCUGAAGGAGGAGCUGGGAGAGUUACACACCAACAUUCCUGGGUUCUUCAAUGCAUCCUUCGAGGGCAUACCACAUCUUGAUGUAGUUGCGCGAGCAGUGUUUGAAAAGAGCAAGGGGACAAACCUCUACAAUGACAACAAUGGCUGGCGGGACUGGCCCGAACAGGCGGCAGAAGAGGAUGUCCUGAGCUGGUUGGCCAAGAUUAUUGCCACAUCGGCCACUGCAGGGUCCAUCGCGCAGAGAAAACUGGACAUUGGCUUUGUUGAUGUUGAGAGCUUAAAGAACGACCCACAAUAUGACCGUCCCUCAGGAUCGUAUUAUGAUCUGGAAAGAUAUGCCAGAGAGGUUCUUGCCGCGCAGAACAGCCGCCGUUUUGUUCUUGGGUUGAUCCUGUGUAGGCCAUUCCUGCGACUGUGGAACUUUGACGGUCUGGGUGGAAUUGCGUCUGAGAAUUAUGACAUCAGCGAGGAGGAUGGCCUUCAAUUUGUUUCCAUUAUUCUUGGAUUCCUUCUGAUGAGCCGGGAGCAGCUUGGAUUUGAUCCGACCAUUGUCACCAUCGGGACUGAACGGUAUAUCAAGAUCGAGAAGGGCGGUGUGAAGGAACGGCUGAUCAUCGACAAGUUCAUUGGACGAGCACACUGCAUUGCUGGGCGAGCCACAACCUGCUGGAAGGCACACCGCGAGGCAGAUGAGUCACGGACUCCGCUGGUGGUCAAGGACUCAUGGCAAUACCCAGAGAGCACUGAGGAAGGGAAGUUGUUGCAAGAAGCAAUGAAGAGUGGAGUCAAGAAUGUUGCGAGAUAUUAUCCCCAUGAGACGGUUUGCAUCAACGGCAAGGAGGACGAUGUUUUGACUAUUCGAAAGGGUCUAAAUAUCCCAGCAUUGAAUGAUAACAAAGGCAGCUCGAAAGUGACACCUCCAAGUAAACGUACCCAGUCGAGUUCUUCUACUAAACCUACAGUGGACUCUAACCCACCAAACCGAGUGCAUCGUCGCGUGAUUGUCCAGGACUAUGGAAAGCCUAACUAUGAGAGUAGCUCGAAGGCAGUUCUGCUUGAUGGGCUGGCAGGUUGCAUUGAAGGAUAUAUAUCGCUCUAUGACAAGGCCGGUCUUGUCCAAAGUGACAUUUCCCCUUGGAAUCUGAUGGUGAAUGAGGAUGAUGACAACCCUUCAUGGCGUGCUUUUCUGAUUGACCUUGAUCUGGCCAUCAAAAAGCAGCGGGACAGGUCCUGCGGCGCGCGGGCAAGACCGGUACCAGGGCAUUCAUGGCUAUUGGUGUCUUGGAGAGACGGAGGACGCUUUGAGAAAUGGAACUAUAUGGAUACAAUAGAGUUGGCAGAGGCAAAAAAAGGCUUGAUAUCUGGUGAAGGGGAUUUCCUAAAGGCUGCAGAGACUAAUUUCACUCCAUACUAUCAAUCCUUGAUCCCCUGUGUGAAACGGUUACGUCGGCUUGUCUUUCCGGACGGCGAACGAUGGAAAAGACUGAAUCCUCAUCUCCACCUGAAUAUGAUCAAGGAGCUUCAGGAUGCACAGGAAAACCCAGAUAUCAUAGGCUAA
Molecule: messenger RNA, 1950 nt
Organism: Paracoccidioides lutzii Pb01
Exons: 7
Coding region: 1-1950 (649 amino acids)
Source: RefSeq, a predicted model, not a curated record